CGGCGGGCCGGACCGGGCAGGGCAGCGCCUCGCCGCGCCGCGCCUCGCCGCCAGGGGCGCGGACUCCCCUCGUACGGCGCCCGCCGCCGCCCCGCGCCCCGCUGACAGCCGCCCUGACAGCCGCGCCGCGCCGCGCCGCCAUUUAACCCUCCCCCCGCCGCUGGCCGGGCCGGGCGCUCCCGCCGCCGCCGCCGGAGGUGAGUGAGCGCCCGCCCGUCCGCAGGGCAGCCCCGGCGGCAUUUCCUCCGCGGGAAGGAUCCCGCUUCGGCCCCGUCCCUGCGCGCCCGUCCCGCCGGUGGCGCCGGUGCGGCGGCCGCUCCUCCCGCGCAGAGCCGCGGGCAGCGGCGCGGAGGCGUUCUUGGGAAAACGUGCCUGCACUGUGGAGCUGAAGAAGGACAUGAGGAGUAAAAGAACCUGGGAUCUCACUGGUCAGAAUGAAACAGAUGUUGAAAGAUUUUUCAAAUCUAUUGCUCGUAGUGCUCUGUGACUACGUUCUCGGCGAAGUGGAGUAUCUCCUGUUGGAGCGCCCAGGUCAUGUAGCCUUCAGCAAUGACACAGUAUCUGUGGAAUAUCAGUACUAUAGUGAUGGUAAUGUGACAGCAGAGCAUCUGUCUGUGCUUUUGCUGGAUGCCAGCACCAACGAGAUAAUUGCAAGAAAACAACUUCCAGCAAAUCAGUCCCAUGGGAGGGUAGAAUUUGAGUGUUUCCAUUUUAAGAGUGCCGGGGACUUCUUGUUCAGAAUGGUCUCUCCCAGCAACAACAGCAGUGCUGCCCAGUGGAGCAGAAGAAGCAUGUCUGCCCUCCAUGUGGAAUGGCCUGUAUUUCACAUUGAUUUGAACAGGAGUUCAGAGGUGCUUGGGAGCUCCAUUCAGGUUGGAAUUUUUACGAAUGAGCAGUUGUGUGCCAUAAACGAGACAGUGGUUUCACUGGAUGUGAUAUUUACUAGCACCCUUUAUGAAUUCAGAAGAGUAAGCUCUGACGACACUCUGGGCAUUAGAACUAGCAAAAGAAUCCUGCUCUCCAGGUCCCAGUGGAUAGAGUUUGAUUGCCCACCUGUUGGUCAAGAAACAUAUAUCACGGUGUUACUGAAAUCGUUAGAAACACGUUCCAUCAUUUCCUCCAUAGGACCCAUAGAUCUCCUCCACAAAUUUGGAUACAGACUGGUUGUGGCACCAGAAACAACAUGCAAGACUUUGGUUCAGGUCUUCAUAGUCUCUCCACCGUGCACUUCUAUCAGUGGAAAAAUUGUCGUCUAUAAAGAGGCUGUCAAGCAUCCCAGCCAACGAACAACUUGGCUGUAUGAAAAUGCCCUUCACCCAGGAGACAACAGGACAGAAUUUAACUGCACUUUGUUUGAUGUGGGGAAGAACAAGUACUGCUUUGACCUCUUUAAUUUCUCAAACCGAAGCCAUUUCCCAACAAGAGUUAAGGAGUGUAUGAUGAUCCAAAGGAAUAUGGAAACGUGGAGCCCAUGGCAGCCCUGGAGCCCCUGCAGUGUCACCUGUGGGGACGGCGUCCGGGAGCGCUCCAGAGAGUGCCUCACCUCCUCGCCGGCAAAACCAGGCUGUGCUGGAUCACCGAGGGAGACUUCCUUGUGUUCACUGGAGGAGUGUUUGUCUAUCAGGCCUCCCACUCCACCUUCUGUCCAGCCAGGAGAGGACCAGAAAGCAAAUAAUAUAGUCACCGUCACAGGUAUCUCCCUAUGCUUGUUCAUCAUCUUUGCCACUGUUCUCAUCACCCUCUGGAGGAAGCUCUGUAGAGCUCAGAAGUGCAGCACUGCUGUCCGCCGAAACUCCGUCCAUUCCCCCAGCUUCCGGAAAAACUCUGAUGAGGAGAACAUUUGCCAAGGCAACAAGCAGCGGGACAGUUUUGCCGAAGGAGGGGAUGCCCCUGUUAACAUUCCUCUGACUUACAGGCGAAGCCUCCAAUUUGCCCAAGAAGAUGAUGCCUCUGGAAGCGAAAACUUUCAGCCAAACGCACAAAAAAUAAUCCCUCCGAUUUUCAGCUACCGCCUGGCACAGCAGCAGCUGAAAGAGAUGAAGAAGAAAGGGUUGACUGAGACCACCAAGGUGUACCAUGUCUCUCAGAAUCCCCUCACGGACACGGUUGUUGGUGCUACCACGAUGCUUCCCCUGAGUGGGGAGAACCAAGAGGAGGCAGUGGCGAACAAAUUUAGGAUCAAAUCUCCAUUUCUGGACCAGCCAGCCAGUCAGCCCAAAUUCCUGGGGGAAAGCUCUCACCCUAGGCUGGAUUUUCCGUUCUCACAGGCCAAUCCUGCCAUGAGCCCUACUCAGACCUUAGUAAGAAGAGCUCAUUUCAAGCACCAGGAUAACAGAGGGGACUUACCCGAGAGGGGCUGUCACAGAAACCCACAGUUUAGAAGAACAGCCAGUUUCCAUGAAACCAAAAAGGCCAGGCCUUUCAGAGAGAGAAGUAUGUCCACCCUCACCCCCCGACAGACUCCCCUCUACAACUCCAGGACCAGAACGUGGGACCAGGGUUUGGAGGACAGGACGCGGCCAAAAUCGAGGAACACCAAUCACACGUGUGAAAAGCUGGAUCAGCCCCACAGCACUGUGCUGGGGUGCGAACCACAGGGCCACGGCACAAAGGGCCACCACAGGGCAGGUCCCCCGGUGAAGAAGCUGGACCUGAUCACUGACCGCCAGCCUGCUGGUCAGGAGAAGGCAGCUGAUAAGCCCGAGCUCAGCCGUAGUAAGAGGGGCCCUUCACCUAACCCCAGAGGUGCGUGGCGGAAGGAAGCGGGCUCGACUGGCAAGGAUAAUUCCCAGAGAGGCCCAGGCGUGAGCCCUGCCCAGUACCGAAGGGACAAGUGCCAGAGCUUCCCCUUGGACCCUGAGUUUGCCUUUUAUGACAAUACUACUUUUGGCUUAACGGAGGCAGAGCAGCAGAUGAUCGACCUCCCCGGGUAUUUCGGCUCAAAUGAAGAGGAUGAAACAAGUACUUUAAGCAUCGAGAAGCUGGUGAUCUGAGUGACUCAUUGCAGCCCUGCAGGAGGGGCGUGCACAGGAGAGGGUCUGCAGGGUCGGUUGGCUUCUGGUGGAAGGGGCAGCAGGAACUGCAUUACCUCUGCACAGAGCAGGAGGGAAUAAUGCCCCAAGUCUGGCUUCUGGGAACACAUUCCUUUCUAAUUACUGGAAAGUGCUUCCGUGUAAUUAUUUUUUGUAUGUAUGUGUGUACAAUACACACAGAAUACCCUGGGAAAGCACAUGUUAGUGAAGGUGUGACGCAGGAAUAGCCAACAGAUUUUAUUGUGUAAAGCAGUCACGUUUGGUGCGUCAUGCAUGAUGAAUGCCACUGAUCUAGCCUUUCUCACCUUGUGGACCAUGUACUAGUAGAUUAUGAUAUCCUAAAGCAUCUAUUGUCCAGUAUCCUAGACCAUCUGUCCUAAUUAGUGGAUCAUUGGCCAUUUAGAAAACAUAAACGUCAAGUUGCGAGCAGUUUUCAUUGUUUUUCUGGUAGUUGUUAUUGAACUGUGUUGAUUCGUCAUUUGUAGUUGCUCAAAUAAGUCAUAUGGUGGUGUUUUUUUUAGCUGGUUGCAUGAAAGUGCAAACAAUUGAUGCUGAAUACUUGGACUGAACUUAAAAUUGAGGAGGUGUUUUUCAUCAUUCAAGACUUUGAUAUUUUCUGUCUGCCAAUAUUUAUGUUAAGAAAACAGUAAUGUGCAAAUAUUUGCGGGAGAUUAGUAGAAAAGGCAUGAUGCUGGGAGGGCAGAGAAAAUUGAUCAUCAAAUUUUAGUCCUCACAGAAAUGUUAAGGCAGCAUUGAAGCAUCGGUAAAAGACAGUGAGAGAAUUUUUGAAUCACCCAUCUUUUCUGUAAUCAUCUUUGCCUUUAUUAAACUUUUAAAAAAUGUAAAUAACUGACAAUAAUACUACUACAGCAAGCUCAAAAUAAAUUAUGAACAAAAUCAGUGAACAACAGAUUUAUUUGAUGAAUACCUGUUUUGCGGACAAAAAGAAAAAAUAAAGUGGCUUGACAUCUGGUGAUUCCUGGAGAAUCAUGGUGAAGUACAAAAGUUACAUUGUUUUGGUUUUUUUUGUUGUGCUUUAAAACCAGAGAUCACAGUUUGGUGAUUACACACUGCUGCAAGUAUUCAGAGCUGGGUUGAAACCCCAAUUAACAACCGAGACAGAGCUCAGGCCAGUGAGAAUGACUCAGAGACUUUGCUUGCCAUUUGUUAGGAUAACCGUCUCUUCAGGGAGUUUGCAAAGACCAAGGGAAUACUAUUGGGCAAAAACAAGAAAAGAGGAGGUGCUGCCCAUGGAGGAUGGAGUGAAAGGAGAUAGCUUCAGGCAAAGGACUGUCAGUCUUAAAACAACUCCGCCAUAAGGAGCCCAACCCUACAUGCCCUAUAGCCUGCCUUGUGGGUGUGAGGGAAAAACUAGCAUGUGCUCAGUUCUCUGGCUAUCUCUCAACACUGGCUUUCUGACCAGAAAGAUAGAUUUCACAGGGCCACACUUUUUUUUCCCUCCAAACCAACUAUUUUGAAGGAAGAGCAGCAUCACUGUGCAUUAGCCAGUUACCAGUGGCACCCCACUGAAGUAUCCAAAGCAUAUGCACAGGUAACUUGACAGGCACACAGCAACAGGACUUGCUGUGACAGCCUAGGAGGAGCAAGACACUCGGCAUUUGGCUGCCAGAACGAAACCCCGCCAUUUGAAUGGCCUUUUUUUGAUGGGUAACAUUUCGCAGCUGCUGCUGGAGCGCCAGAUCUGACUCGCAGGGUGAUGCGAACUCCCUCUUUCCCAGGAGCUGUGCCAGCACACUGCAUUGUCGGCAUUCAGCCCUUUGGCCCAGCGUGGCUUUAGUACCAGCUAUGCAUUCCCAUAAACCAUCAACUUGAAAUGCUGUUUAAAGCAUUUGAGAACAUGUCCACACUUGAAGAGUGAUCCAAAGCUAAUCAAAUGUGAUGAGUCUUUAAAUUGACUUAAAUGAGCUGGAAAUCAGAGCUCUGAAGCAAUUGCUGCUCAGGUUACUUACCACCCCUGUACUAAGGUAAACUCCACAGUGUCAAGAACAUUUGCCCUGAAGCAGUGAUCUGUCAGCGCUGGAGCUACAGGGCUACAAUAUUUACAGCUUCCAUGAGCCUCUCAGCACGGGAGGCCCUGGAGAAACAGGAGAUCAAAUGUACAGCACAGCAACAUUCAGCAAGCAGUCUCCUAACCCUCAGUGGGAGUGAUCUGAGCUUGGCAGUAGCCUUCAGAUCAAAUAAGUUCUUAGCUAGUGGCAUUUUACCCUGUUUAUUAAGGUAAAGAGACUUCUGAAACACUUCCUGGGGUUUGCUGUGGGAGUUGCAGGGUACUACACAAAGCCCUGUGACCUCUGCAUCUCCAAGGGGGUUCCCUGCGUGGCAGAGGAGGGGGACCCUCACUCUUAAGCCAGAUGCUGCUUCCUGAAACCUUGUCUCGGGGUCGAACUGUGUUCAGAACAGCUACUGUAAUGCACUACAUGUACUUAGGUACAUCUUGCAUCUAAGGCAGCAAGGCAGACCCCUUCCCUCCCAGCCUGUCAGAUCUUGGUCCCUUUCUCUCUCAGAGAAAGAGAAAAAAAAGCACCUUCACAUAUUCAUGCUGGCUGAAGGCAGUCCAAAUAUAAUGCCUGCCUCUCCAUAUUAACAUAGAAGGGGGAAGAGGCUCUGUACUCUGGGCUUUACAUCACUCACUGGGGAGCUGGACUGGGUAACAGUUGUCUGACCAAGCCUUGUGGACUUUUAUUUCCAGCUUGAUGCUCUAUUAUCAGAUGUCUUAUUGCCUGCUCAGUGAACUGGCAAACCACUAAUGCUGUCUCUUUGGUGCUGUAGUUGAUUUCCAGCAUACAGAGUCAAGCAUCACCAGUCUGUAAUCUUUAUCUUGCUUCCCUAGCCCUCUACUGAAGAAUGGGAUUGAGCAUCAUCUGCCAGAAGGCAUUAACUUAUUUCACUCGUGUUUCUCUGUGUCUUCUGCCUAGACAAAAAUUGUCCUUACUGCCCUCAGCACUGCAUCUGUGGCCCCACGGUUACAACAUGUGCAAAGUGAUUCCUUACGUUCCCAACAUGCAGUUACAACCUGGCACUAAGAUUUUACCAUAGCAAAAUAGAGAAUUAGGGAUCAGAAAGGAAAUAGUAAGUGCUGGCUGUUUGCAGUGGUUUCUUCACAAGGGCAACCUCAUUUCAGGGGCAUAGUGCAAGUUUCGUUCCAUGUGGGUACAUGCCAAUGCUUGGGAAGAGAGCAGCAGUGCAGCCUUGCCAGGGCACAGGCUUCAGGAGCAUGGUUCCCUGGAGCGCUGGCCCAUUGUGCUCCAGUGUUCACCUUUGCAGUCACUGGGAUGUUUAGGAAGAAGUGAGAGCAGGGUUUACCUCUUGACAAAGCAGAGGAACCAAACCAAGUUUCACACUGAACCUGCACAUGUUUCUGCAUUUGUCCAGGACAGCUUGAGCCAUGGAAAUUAAACUUACCU
Messenger RNA from Falco peregrinus (peregrine falcon), 6457 nucleotides. It is a transcript of the gene THSD1, whose product is annotated as thrombospondin type 1 domain containing 1. Gene Ontology annotation, cellular component: cell surface; cell periphery. The transcript is spliced from 5 exons. The record is from RefSeq and is a predicted model, not a curated record. Bases 435 to 2993 code for a protein of 852 amino acids. Lineage: Eukaryota; Metazoa; Chordata; Aves; Falconiformes; Falconidae.